ACACAUUUGUGCAGCAGGAAGCGUAAACUUGUGGUCAGAGCUGUUUGAGUGAAUAGGAAGGAAGAACAGAGCAGCUCUGAAUCAGGUGAUGAUCUGUAGCUUGUGUCUUAGUGUUUGCUGUCAUUCCUCUACAGCGACAGUGUCUGUGGAUGUGAAGAUGGAGCUGACUUUGCUCUGUGUACUGUCAUUAUUCUUGCUAAAUACGAACGUCUACGGAAAUGAUGCUGUUUCCUAUAGAGUCUCUGUGACCAAACAACCCAGCUGGACUCAGACGUUCAGUGGUGAGAGCAUCACUCUCACAUGUGAGAUCCAUGGAGGUGGAGACGCUCAGUGGGAGUAUGAAUGGAGAACAAGCAGCUCAAACCAACCUGAUGAUAAAACUGGUAAAGUGUUGAAGAUCAGCAGAGCUGAUGAGUCUCACAGUGGAGUGUACAGCUGCAUGGGCAGAAGAAACCAUGAGUCAACACAGUGGAGUGAUGUCAUCACACUGACAGUAACAUCAGAACCACCCAAAGCCAGACUGACAGCAGGUCCAUCAACCAUAUCAGUAGGAGGGCAGCGUGGACACUGA
Betta splendens (Siamese fighting fish) is the source of this 571-nucleotide messenger RNA. RefSeq names its product T-cell surface glycoprotein CD3 epsilon chain-like. The transcript has 4 exons. Gene Ontology annotation, molecular function: transmembrane signaling receptor activity. NCBI's taxonomy places the organism in Eukaryota, Metazoa, Chordata, Actinopteri, Anabantiformes, Osphronemidae. The record is from RefSeq and is a predicted model, not a curated record. The coding region runs from base 89 to 571 and encodes 160 amino acids. Gene Ontology annotation, biological process: cell surface receptor signaling pathway.